This is a messenger RNA of Alternaria triticimaculans, 1035 nucleotides long. RefSeq lists its product as uncharacterized. Bases 1 to 1035 code for a protein of 344 amino acids. The transcript has 2 exons. The record is from RefSeq and is a predicted model, not a curated record. NCBI's taxonomy places the organism in Eukaryota, Fungi, Ascomycota, Dothideomycetes, Pleosporales, Pleosporaceae.
AUGGGUGGGAAGUUACGAAGACCUGAGUGUACGUGUGGCGCAAACGAAAAAGGUCUCGCGUGCAAGCAUAUCUAUUGGGUCGGAGACCAGAUCAUCUCAACUUCUCCAGACGAUAUGGUCAAGACGCCUCUUCACCUUUCUCCCGAUGGCUCGAAGAUCGAAGACGUCAAGCCUGCGGAACUACUGGACACCAAAGGCUUAGCCAAUAUCGCCAACGACCUGAAGUGGGUUUAUCGGGAUGACAAUCUGCCUGAAGACGACGACUUGAAGUUGACAGUCAUUGACAUGUUUUCGUGCUACGAGCCACAAGAUGCACUUCCUGGAGAGUUUCGAUAUCCCGAGUCGCCUCUUACUUCCGAACGGUCCAAGAAGUACCAGGAGUUGACAGAGCUCUUUACGCAGUACGCAAACUGGUAUCCCAGCCUAUAUCUCCAAAUGCGCAAGAUCAUCGACCCGGACUUCGAAAGCCGCGUCUUCUUCGAAAAGAUCGACAAGCGCAUUACUUCCACUUUCGACGCUUUGGAUGAGUACAUAGCCAAGGGACCAUACAACCUCUCCCAAGGCCCCCCUCGGUUCGACGUCUCCAGCUGUGCACAGAAGUUGACAUCACUAGUCAAAGCCAUUGAUGACUUCUAUGAACGCCAUGCUCACGUCGAGGACGUGGCCGUCCGAGCAGCGGCGGCACUUGUUACGAUUCUCGACCGUGUUACGGACCGCGAUAAGAAUGCAUAUGAAGGCGUCAAGUGGAGUGUCAUGGAGGCCCUAUCAGACCCUGUUCAAAGCAACCUAUACGUUGCGCUGAUUGGAGCAGCAUCAGAUGACGACCCGCCAUUUGUUCUCGAUGCACUCGGGUCAUUGCCCCAGGAAGACGUAUACCGUAAUCAUUGGGCAAUGCUACAAGACAUCGAACGCAAGCUAGCAGAUUCUCAUGCGCCGACUCAUUACAUGGCUCUCUUCCGCAAUGUCGUCUACGAGAAUCGCAAGAGGUCGGGUUCGGAGGUACACGAACGAGAAUCGAAGCGAGCAAUGCAGUAA